UUCCAGGUGUAUAAAAUAGCUCAGGAGACAGUUUUGCAUUUUCCCGGUGCAGCGAAUGUGAAGAUCAAUACACAGUGAAAAAAUUAGCGGACGGAAGGCGUAGUAGGCACUUGUCCGUGGUGGGAAUGGUGCCUUUCAUCUCCUGUACAGGCUCCGAGAAACCCUUUUAGUGUUUGAGGGUUUGAACUUUCGACUCGGGGGUAGGGGUGCGAGGGUGUGAGGGUGUGAGGGCCGCCGAGACGCAAAGAUCAGACGCGAGUGAAGGCAUUGUGGACGAUGAACCUCCUCCUGUACGUGGAUGCCUGGCCCUGAACCCUCCGUCUGCCCCCGGCACCCCCACCCGAGGCUUCCUCCGACCCAGGGAGCCGUCAGUAAGGUCGCCCCGUCCCUGUACCCUGCGUCCUCGGCCUCAACCUCAGCAGCGCCGGAGACUGUAUUGGAUCCCUCUAGCUUGGUUCUGUCAAGAGUACGAGUCGACGGCUGGGACGUGACUCGAGGCUCCAAGGGUCGAAGCGGUGGUGGUGGUGGCAGGGUCGUUGGGGCGAGGUGUGAGGGCGACGAGCAGCCGGGACCAGCGAACCGAAGAGGGAACAUUGGCUGGUGGCGCGCGAGGCUGCUGGUGUGCGUCCUGUACCUCGCCGUCAUCCUUGGACUGAUCAUCUACAUCGAAACCGCGAGGGUGGUGAUGGUACCGAUCACCAUCUUCCUCAUCGUGCUCUCCUUCGCUCUCUUCUUCAUCAUCCUCUUCUGCGUUUGUUUUGUGGUGUUCCUUUGAGCAGAGAGCAGCGUGGACAUGAAACUGAUCACCGAGCUUCAGGACGAAAUCAUGCUUCGUUAAACACCUUCAUGUAUGCAAGAGUACCAGCGCCCUGCCCUACCGUUGCACUCUAUGACUCAUCCAUACACACCUCCACCUCUUCCCCAAGCCAUUUGAAGCGGACACUAUCUUAUCUUCACUUGAUUCAUGCUUCACUUCUCUACGCUGCCGGCAUGUUGAAAUCCACCAUUCAAAGCAGAUUAGCAGUUUGCCGAAGACAUGCCGCCGUGACGGUCUCAACUGUCCCUUCUGAAUGACCUUUUGAAAAAUAUGGAAAUCACAAUAAUCGCCAAAGAGAGUCUGUGUGUAAGGUGCAGCGGCCGUGCGUAAGGCGUGCAGGCGGCGUGCAGUGUUGGGGAAGGAAAUGCAAGUUUAUGGAAACAAUAAUGUCAUGCAAGUCACGUGAACUGUUCUUAAGUCUGUGAACGAUGUCUGGCGGGGAGGCGGAGGUGCGGCAUGGGGGGGCGAGGAGCGGCGGGGCAGGGGUGUCCCGGGAUAGUGCGCGGCCCGGCGUGGGGGGGGUGUCGGGCACGGGCGGCCACUGGCGUCCGUGGGCGCAUACUUGGCGUGGUCCCCGGGCGGUGCCACGGUUUUAGCCGCGCAGGUGUGGGGUUCGGGGCGGACAGGGUGAGCAGUGUGUGUGGGGCAGCGCUCCCAGCCGUGCCCGUGCCCGCCCUCCGUCAAGCCUUUGGUCUCUGUGUUUCGCGCGCUCCGCCCGGCAGCAGUGUGGUGGCGGCGGGGGUCUGUUGAUGGCCGCGUGAAGGGGAGUGUGCGUCUAUGUGUCGUGGGGAACCCUGCCCGGAGGCGAGGCAGUGCAUAAGCAGCACCAGCAUAAAGGACAACGACAGCAACACGAAAGUAAUUAUAAUACUAAUACAAGUGGAAGAAGCUGUGUUAUCUGCGACAGAGGGUGCAAUACACAAGGCAGAGGGAGGGGUGGUGCGUCAGCAGCUGCAGCGGCGGCUGCAGCCCCCAGGAGCCUCAUUGAGGGGUGAUGCAUGACCGCGACACAAUGGACUUGUCGGCAAGCAACAGUUUGGCGUCCUCGUCGGGCGGGGGCGGCGCUACCAUUGACUCCACGGUGGUGGGCGAGGACCCCGUGGCGGUGGGCUCGAGCAGGAGGGCACGCACCAAAGCCAAAGACAAGCCAAAGAAAAGGAGAUUCCUCAGCGCCUCCUCCAAGUCCCUCUCGGCGAUCCCCAACAGAAUCCAGCUGUCCAUGCUCAACUCCGGACUCAUCCGCAUAACUGAAGAAGACAAGGCCAUCGGUGCCAUUCCUACCAAGCCCAUUGAAUCCAAAGACCUCCAGAAGAUAUGUUCCCAGCACCGCCGUUACCCAGUCCUCUACAAGGUCGAGUUUCAGAUGGCCUCCAAGAGCGAGCCCCACUCCAUGCGACACGCCCUCAAGGAAGCCAACGAACUCAAGAACACCACCAAGAGGAGCCUCGCCUAUGACUACAACAGAGUGGUCCUGGAGCCGCUACCAGACGCCCCGGACUCCGAUUACGUCAACGCCUCCUACGUGGAUAGCCUGUUGACGCCGAAGGCCUACAUCGCCACGCAAGGGCCGCUGGAGAACACCAUCGCGGACUUCUGGCGGAUGGUGUGGCAGCAGAAGACGCGGCUCAUCGUCAUGCUCACUAAGACCUUCGACUUCAUCAAGGUGAUGUGCGUGCAGUACUGGCCGGCCAUGGUGGGCUGCUCGGACCACUACGAGGGCAUCAAGGUCGACCUGCUCAAGGAGGAACAACUCGCGAACUUCAUGAUCCGGACCAUCAAGCUCAGCCUCCAGGAGAACCCGGAUGAUGUGCGGGAGAUCGUCCAAUUCCACUACACUGAAUGGCCGUCCCACACGCAGCCCUUCAUCAACGGCCUCCUGGAGUUCAGACGGAGAGUUCGGAUAUGGAUGCUGUCAAAUAUCACGCCGGCAGAUGGCCCCACGGUUGUCCACUGCAGUGAUGGAGGCGCCAGGACGGGGGUGUACCUAGCCGUGGACAGCAACCUGGAACUGCACGAGGAGGACGGGAAGCUGGAUGUGUACGGCUACGUGAAGAGAAUGAAGCAGGCGCGGCCGGGGCUCAUCGAGACUGUGAGUCAGUACCGCUUUGUCUACGACGUGCUGGAGGAGUUCCUGCUGUGUGGGUACUCCUUCUUCCCCGUCAGCGAGCUCUCCCAGCGGCUCAAGUACAAGUCCAUGAAGGGCCCCGGGAACAAGAGCGAGUACCAGAUAGAGUUCGAGAAAAUUUGCAAGAUGACGCCUCGGUUCAGCAUCGGGGACUGCGCGGGCGGCCACCGAGCGGACAACAGAGUCAAAAACCGUAACGUGCUGUGUGUGCCGCCCGACAACUUCAGGCCCUACAUCACCUCAUUCCAAGGCAACAGCAACACGGACUACAUCAAUGCGGUCUGCGUCGAUGGUUACUUGAGGCCCCGGGAAUACAUUGUAACCGAGUUUCCCCUCAAGUCGACCAUCUCAGACUUCUGGUCGCUUGUGUACGACCAUGAAGUGACCUCCGUCGUAGUCCUGUGCAACCCCUCACCCUUGGAGGCCUCGACGUACCCUCCUUUCUGGCCAGAGAAGCAAAAGAGCACGAAGUACGGCCCGGUCUUCACCAUCGACCAUGUGAGUCACCAACACUACCAGAACAUCCGAUCGUGGAUUUUCAAGAUCACAAAGAAGAUUCUGUCCCCCCAACGCACUCAGCUGGGCACAUAUGACACGGUGCAAGGGAAGCACAUUGUGUCGCUGACGGAGCUGAUGGCGGGCAUCAAGGCCGAGCCCAAGUCGUGUCACCUCUUCCAGCUCAUGUGUUGGCCCCAGGGUCAUAAGGUGCCCACCUCCACCAACGCGCUGGUGGAGCUCAUGAACAUGGUGGAGCGCUGGAGACAACGCACCGGCUACGGCCCCGUGGUGGUGGUCAGCCCGGACGGCAUGAGCAGGGCGGGCGUGUACUGUGCGGCCAAUGCGUGCAUCGAGCAGGUGGUACAGCACGGGGAGGUGGAUGUCUUCCAGGCCGUGCACACCGUCAGGCGACACCGGCCACAGCUCAUCAAUAACAUGACAGAAUACAAAUACUGUUAUGAUCUCGUCCUCCACUAUGUUCUUCACUUCCUGUCCAAGGAGGUAAAAAAGUGAAGCUGCCUCAAGAGUGGAAGCAAACCCCGCCAGGACGCGCUCACCCUCUCCCUCACCCUGUAAACUGAACUAACCGUGGGGGUGGUGGUGACUAAUGAUAGUGCAGUCUCCUCACACUAACAAGAAGGUCUCCUGUGAGCUAUAUUGUGACUAUUGACAUACUAUUUCCUUUCCCUUGUCUUGACCACUUGACUUACACCUCCUGUGCCACGCCCUUCUAUUUCCAGAACGGGGAGGAAAACAGUCAAGAUGGAACGACAAUGAAAGAAAUACCGAGAUAAAGGUUCAGUGCAUUGUUGAAGACUCUGGACGCUCUCUGCCUUCUCCUAUACCUCUCCUCUACAUACAUGGUUCUUAUUUCCUACGUCACACUCUUCUGUACUUGUUUGUUCACUUCACUUUAUCCACUAUUGUUAUGCAGUGUUAUUGAUUUGUUGGCACAGUGUGGUUUAAUAAGGAUUCAGGGGAGAGGCGUGCGUACAGGCCUCCCUUGUGUUGCUUUGGAGAAAAAGUGAGGGAAAUGUUUGCAGUGCAGUGUGGACAUCCUUUGAAAAAUACAUUAGUUGAGGUAGAAAAAGAGGAAAUGUACUUUACUACAUACCUGCGUCUCAGUUGGUUUUGUUUUUGGUGUCAAAGGAACAUAUCCGUGAUCCGCACUACUUGCUGAGAUCCUCUUCACAAGACAUCUAGCAACCGAACACAAUUGAGAUCUUUGCUCAGAAGACUUACAGGAGGCAAAUGAAGAGCUAUACCAAACUCUUCUGGCAGAUAAAGGACACCUCAGCCUCCACUGACAUAACUUUAAGAAUAUAUUUGGACACUCCAUUGAUGCAUUAUGUGCUCCUAAAGUGCGGGUGCCAUAAAUGUGACAUAGGAGUCGACAUAAGACAGUAUGUAAAUAUAAUUGAUAUUUUUGUGAGGCAGUGGCAGUUUCUUAAAGAAGUUGAUUUAAAAUUCUACUCUUCCAUUGACUGUGGAAGCUAUAGAUUUUUUUUAUGCAUAUUGGGGAUAAGUAGCCUUCCUUUCAUUCAGGUCAGUGAAAACAAAUCUCUUAGAUCUGUGUUUUCUGUCGACACUGAUGAAGACUUUAAACAUCGAAUACUUAUCAUGUACCGUCUUUAGGAGACAUUCUUAUCUGUGCACUAUUUGCAUGUUUGCACUAUUUCUAAGCUCAAUAUUAUUAGCUGCGCGUUCCAAGAAAAUAGUGACGAUGUGUAUGGUAGUUUUGUACCGACGCAGAACACCCGGUUGGUGAGCGGGAAGGAAACGGCAGGAGAGCGGAAACACCUCCUGGGAGGCUGAAGACACUCGUGUUGGUGUGAAAGGUUAAGUGAACGAUUUUACUGUUGCCGUUCGUCUUGAUGUUGAAAUUCUUUUUAUGAUAAACAUAAGUUUUUUCAAGUCGUUUAAUGGUUUAUCAUUGUUGACAUAGUAGUAAGUCUGUACAUAAGUAAUGUGGAAACUUGGGCUUCUGUUGGAUGCUGAAUUAUGGAUUCCAGUGUAUACAGAUUAUAUUUUAGUGCACAAGCUGUACUCCUUGUCGCGUGUAAGAGGCUGGUGUGAUAGCCCUUCCUUAGUUCACUCAUAUUUGGUUGCGCUGUCCCUCAAAGGAGCAGACACACGUGCAUUUGACAAGUGUUUCGAUGAGACUUGAAGCAGCCCUCAACAUGUCAAACAACAUGUUAGAAACACUGUUGCCGCAGUCAAGUUGAUAAAAAAGAAAUUGACAGCACUUGUGUGGAUGUUUAUCGAAAGAAAAUGUGAUUAUAGCACAUAGUUAGUUGCAGCAAGUUCAGAAAACCGUUUACAUAUUGUUUUUGAACAUUGUAUAGGGACACGCGUGUUUGCAUCGUUAAUCAAGACCAAAACGAACUUCACGCAACUUGAAGGUCCUGGUGCAUGAAGAGUAGGUGUGGUGCACAGUGCUGCAAGUGCCUCCCCCUGGGCUGGUGUGGACAAGGAGGGGCUCCCUAUGCACGAGCCUCACCCCAGUACAAUCAUUCCUUUCUCCCUUGUCUUAAAGACGUGGCCGUACCUGAGGUGCUGGCUGGUUCAAGUUGGUUAACUCACUCUGCUCAGACCAAGUGUUGGCCAAAGGUUCUUAAGAAAUAUUGUGUUGUUGUCCCUCACAUGCAGUUAUUAAGGGCAGAGCAGCCCAUUGUUAAGUGUGUCUGUGUCUCUCCAUUACUGACACACUGCCUCAGCUUUCAGUGCCUGAGUUGACGAUUUGGGGAUUGACUUCCUUGUGAGAGUAAAUGACGCCUCAACUUACUAGUGAUGGCGGCUCUGGGAAUGGACACAUUGAUGUUAAGAAAUAGUGACUCUUUGAUAGAAAUGACAUGGAGUGAGUAAUAAAAUUAUCCAUAUCAAUAACAUAAUUUUCAUAUAUUUUGGUUUCUUGUAUGCAUGUUGGUUAGGGCUGUUCGUGUUGAAGAGCAUCCUGCACGCCAGAGAAGCGUGCAUGUGUGUGUGUGUGUGCAGGAUGACUUACAUCUUUGAUUUUUAGUCCAUCUCAUUCACCUACUCUCCUCUUGCUCAGCCACACUCAUAGACUCUUCCCCCUCAGGUUAGAGAUGAAUAUCAUCACGAGUAUGAAAGUUAUUCUUUAUGCUAAUUGCUAAGACAGAUUCCCUGACACACCGAGUUCAUGCUCAAGUCUCUCCCGAGCCUGUGACUUCACGGCCCCGUUGGUCGUGACGCAGCAAUCAGGUUCGGUCUGGAAUAAAAAACAAAAGAUUUUGUGCUCAUACAAAACCUGGAGACAGUUCACACAGUGAGUGUGCAUGUUUACACCCACAGAGUGAAAGUUGUAAAGCAUUAUAUUCUAGCAUUAGAAUUUUUUUUUAUAAUCCCUCUGUCAAACAUAUUUAGAUACCUACAAUGGAAGUAGCUGCCCUCGUAGCCUUAAUCCAGCCUGGUAAUGAAACACGUGUUUGUGGAGAACACACGUCAGUGUCUCACUGGCCUGUUGUCAGGACGAGGAGGUCCAUUCCACUGGUUCACCUCCGUGGGUUUGCUCCACAUCUGCCCUGCUUCCAUACAGCCAUGGCCCUUUGCUGUGGCAUGAACCAUUUAUGCUAAUUUUCUUCCUGUGAAUGACAGAGCUUUGUGACAUUUCUAGGUAAUUUCUGUAAUUGAUCUCAGAUUGCCAACCUUAACCCUUUCGAAACUGAUUCUUAUUCACUAACUUUAGUUUGCAAGUUGGUGUUUUCAGUUUCAACAAAGGACUUUUCAAAGUCAGAUGAAUAUAUAGUACUAAAAAAAAUAUAUAUCACAUGUUUCUCACGUUUCUUAGAAAUGUCUUCUGUGUGACUUUGCAGCAACAAAGUUUAGUGCUCAGGGAGACUUUGAUGGAAGAGUUAAUACAACGGAUAAGUUGCUAGGUGAUGCCGAAAAUGCUUUAUUUAUUACUUUGUCACGGCCAAAGAUUUGUGUCCCACCGCCAUCACCUCACCCUUCCCCGCCCUCCCGCGUGAGGGGGGCAGGCCAGGGCGCACUACUGGGGGGUUGUUCAUCAGAAUAUUUUGUCACAUUUUUCAGGCAACUUAAGCAUAUAGAAAUUUAGUAUUGAUAUUUCUUUUAGAAGAUGCUGCAGUACACUUACCAUCUCUUGACAUACAUGUUAUUUAGUAUGUAACAUUCAUAUCAUGUAGAGUAAGUCUGUUCAUGCUGCCACCACGUGCUAGCUUGCUGUUUUGCAUUAUGGACAGUUUUAAGUAUCCCAUCCACAUAUUGUACAUAUAAUCAUGUAUAAGAAGAGCAGAUUUUUCCCCUAUCCCUUUACUGUUGGGAAUGAUACUUAAUUCAUGUGAAGUAUUGUAACAGCGAAACACUUUUAACCUCUCCUAGCUCAUAGUUUUUUGUUAAUGGACAUUAAGGAAAGGUUAUGCCGUUACGUGAGCACGUCUAACAGCCGUGCCUGAGGGGCGGCGUGCUGUGCACGGCCCCUCACGCUGGCACUCCGAUGCCCUGUUCAGGAAUGAUGUUCCAGUUUAUAUCAAUAAAAUACUCAAAAACAA
This is a messenger RNA of Eriocheir sinensis (Chinese mitten crab), 7972 nucleotides long. It is a transcript of the gene Ptp36E, whose product is annotated as receptor-type tyrosine-protein phosphatase kappa-like. Gene Ontology annotation, biological process: protein dephosphorylation. Gene Ontology annotation, molecular function: protein tyrosine phosphatase activity. NCBI's taxonomy places the organism in Eukaryota, Metazoa, Arthropoda, Malacostraca, Decapoda, Varunidae. The record is from RefSeq and is a predicted model, not a curated record. Bases 1812 to 3953 code for a protein of 713 amino acids. The transcript has 17 exons.